Messenger RNA from Staurois parvus, 363 nucleotides. NCBI's taxonomy places the organism in Eukaryota, Metazoa, Chordata, Amphibia, Anura, Ranidae. The record is from the annotation of a GenBank genome assembly.
GGGCCCCCGGGCAAUAGGGGAUCAUGGGGGCCCCAGUGUUCUUGCCCAAACUCAAAAAAGCCUAUGAAAAAGGUACCAGGGGCAUUUCAUGGGGCCCCCUACUGACCCCGGGCCCUCGGACAAAGUGCCAACCAUUUAGCCACUGUGCUGCCCAAAUGAUCAGUAAAAAUUGUAUGACCAUGUCAGGGGCGGACUGACAACUCAUGGGGCCCCGGGCAAUAGGGGAUCAUGGGGCCCCUGUGUCCUUGCCCAAACUCAAAAAAGCCUAUGAAAAAGGUACCAGGGGCAUCUUAUGGGGCCCCUAAUGACCCAGGGCCCUCGGGCAGUGCCCGAGUUUCCAAAUGGUCAGUCCGCCCCUGGACC